Messenger RNA from Kockovaella imperatae, 1223 nucleotides. RefSeq names its product tyrosine phosphatase-like protein. Bases 89 to 1132 code for a protein of 347 amino acids. NCBI's taxonomy places the organism in Eukaryota, Fungi, Basidiomycota, Tremellomycetes, Tremellales, Cuniculitremaceae. Gene Ontology annotation, biological process: sphingolipid biosynthetic process; fatty acid elongation; very long-chain fatty acid biosynthetic process. The transcript is spliced from 5 exons. Gene Ontology annotation, cellular component: endoplasmic reticulum membrane. Gene Ontology annotation, molecular function: 3-hydroxyacyl-CoA dehydratase activity. The record is from RefSeq and is a predicted model, not a curated record.
CAAUGAAACACGUACUUUGUCAACAUUAUUGGUCUCGUCCUCGACUUGUUUUCUAUCCUGUUCACCAGGUCUGGACAGCCUAUCUGCCAUGUCUCAGCAGGCCAAUCGGCAUACUGGUGCAGGGUCCUCCGCAAAGGGUGGCAAUAUGUCGCGGUCGCAUAUGGAGAAGGAACGAUUGGCGAGAGUUGAAUCCGGAGCGAACAAGACGAGCUCUUCCAACUCUUUGACACCCAUCAAAGCUUACCUCGUCCUGUACAACCUCAUCUCAACCCUACUCUGGGGAUACAUUCUCGUGCUCACCAUCACCCACUUUACGGCCGUUCCACCUUCUGAACGACACGCCAAGCGAGGUCCUCUAUCUCUCAGUCGGAUACUUCAAACGACCACCGCGACACUCCCACACACUGUAUCUGGGUACAUUGCUCGACUCUCUAACGCUGGGUCCGACCGGCAUUUGAAAGAAUGGACGAUUUGGGUCCAGACAUUAGCUGCGUUGGAAGUAGUCCAUGCUUUACUUGGCUGGGUCAGGAGCGGUGUCGGCAUCACUGCGGCGCAGGUCGCCAGUCGUCUGUGGACAGUUUGGGUCGUCAUGGCGAGGUCGCCAAAAGUAGCUGAGAACCCCUUGUUCUCCACCAUGGUCUUCGCUUGGUCCCUUGCAGAAGUCAUCCGAUACUCGUUUUAUGCAACUCAACUCCUCGGUUUCAGGAUCCCAGGGCACAACUAUCUCAGAUAUACCCUCUUCAUUGUCCUGUACCCUCUCGGAGCCUCAUCUGAGGCCCUGUUAUCCUUCUCCACUCUUCCUCCCCUUUUCACUUGUCCCCUGAUUCCCAAUUGGGUCAAGGAGCUCUCUCCCAUGGGAUACAUCUACUCUCGACUGCCUACCAGUCUCGCGACUCGAGCGCUGAAAAGCCCUCUGGGAAGGCGAUUGAUUUGGAACAUGGCAAAAGCCAAGACAAAGGCCAAGGUCUUUGGAACGGCUCAAUGGGGGACGCUGGACUAUGCAUGCCUCGUUUUGUUUUUCGUUUGGUGGCCGAGUCUAUACGUACUCAUGAGUCACAUGUUCGUGCAACGUCGCAAGGUCCUUGGACCGGGAAGACGCGUCGGAGAGCCAGUCAAGGUCAAGGUCACUUGAGAAGGAAUGUGCUUCACUGAACGGGUAGUGGUCCUGUGUCUGGAACAGUGCGUGUCCGACGAAAGAUGGGCAUGAAUCACAACAAGUCUAU